This is a messenger RNA of Ustilago hordei, 1221 nucleotides long. RefSeq lists its product as uncharacterized. Bases 1 to 1221 code for a protein of 406 amino acids. Gene Ontology annotation, biological process: retrograde vesicle-mediated transport, Golgi to endoplasmic reticulum. The record is from RefSeq and is a predicted model, not a curated record. The transcript has a single exon. Lineage: Eukaryota; Fungi; Basidiomycota; Ustilaginomycetes; Ustilaginales; Ustilaginaceae.
AUGUCGCACUCGUCAGCCACUGACACAACCCCUUCCGCCCAGGUCGAUGCUGCCGAAGCAGCUCGUCUCAAGCGCGAAGCACGCAAAGCUCGCAUCCUCAGCAAAGGUUCUCACCGUCUCGCCCGAAUCACCAACACUGGUCGUGGUGAAGGUGCGUCCGCCUAUCUCAAAGACAACUCUCCUUCCCUACCCUCCACUCCUCAAUCCAACACAAGCCCUGCCGAUCCUCUCGCAACAAGAGCCGAUGACGAAGACCCUCUCGAAGUAGACGUCUCCACCCUCCCUCUCCAAGCCGGCGCACCACGAGGAGAAGAAGCCACCAACCCAUUCGCAAUGUUCGGCGAUGCACCAGGACAGGGACAGCAGCAGAACCCAAUGGAAGCUUUGAUGGCCAUGAUGCAAGGUGGUGAUGGUGGUGGUGGUGGUGGUGGUGGUGGUGGUGGUGGUGGUGGAGGACCAUUUGGAAAAGGAGGACUUGGAGGAUCUGGAUCAGAUGGACAACAACAACAACCCGAUAUGUCUGGCCUCCCACCACAACUCGCAGCCAUGAUGCAGCAAUUCGGUGCUGGCGAUACAACGGGUCCAGGCACUCCAACAGCAACGCAAAAAAAGUCGAUCUCAGAACGCGCAUUCGACCUCCUCCAAGCUAUCCUCGUCCUCGCCCUAGCCCUCCUCGCAGCCAAAUCAUCUCUCUUGGACUUUGACCGAUCCUCGCCCGCGCCCGAUGCAGUCGACGAUGCAUUCGAAAAGAUCACUCCCAACUGCAUCUCUUGCGCUCCCACAAACACAUUGCGUAGAUGGGCAAGAUUAGGCUACCAACGUCCAUCAGCUGAAGAAUGGGCUUCAGUCUCUCGCUCAUCAACGACCUCUUUUGUUACUUCAGCUAUGCUGCCAGCUCGACUUUCGACUUUGCCGCUAUUUUGGAUCUUGCUUUCGCUCGAGAUUGUGCUUCAAGCAACACGCAUUGCUAUCUUCUCACGCAAGACUCGUCCUCCUCCGAGUAUGUUGGCUAUGCUAGCAGGCAUGCUUCCAAUUCCGAAUCUAGGCUUGAUGAUCAGCUUGCUCAGCAGAUAUCUGACGCUGGUCAAUGCGUUUAUUAACGAUCUAUCCUUGUUGGUGUUUGUGUUUGGUGUAACGGUGUUAUGGAGCGGACACAAGUUGGGAGGUGUGGCUAUGUUGCAAGCUGAUCUUCUACCGGCUUUUAUACAUGAUGAGUUCUAG